CAAAUACCGGUCUCCCUAUUAGACUUCGUCUUAGUGUAUUUCGACUCGCGGAGCGACGCGGUGGUCCUUAAGGGACGCAUUCCAUAAGUAAUCCCUCGCGACGUCUACUCCGUUUUGAUUAGACUCGAGAGAAGUCGCGACUCGAGAUUUUCACGAGUAGAAGUCUCGUCUGGCUGUCUCGCGUAUAUAUAACCGCGAACGGGGCCUCACGGAAACCCGAAGAGAGACGAGGCACGUGUAACGAACGCCUGCGACGUAUUUGACGACGGUGCUAAGAAGCUCGCAAUAACGAAGACGCGGACUGACAACGGCUCGAGUCGGGCCAUUUUCGAUAUACCUCGGCCAGGGGAUGGACAGGGGUGAAUCGAGUUCAACGCGGCCCUCGGCAUCCGUAAAGGCGCAAACCAAAGCGUAGUCCAGUCCUCGUGGCGGAAUCCCAAGAAACAUGCGCCAGUCGGAGUGGCGCAGCCCCCUGCGAAAACCACCGAAGUUGCUCCGCUAGCGUCGCCCUUCCGUUCGCCCUUCCGUUCGCCCCUCGGCGGCCACUCGACCCACCGAACGGCUCGCUGCUAUGGGUCCGGCACGAUGAAGCCUUCCAUGAAGAUGGGGGUGAUCGCCUUGGUGGGAAUCUGCGUGGUCUUCUACCAGUAUCACCUGUCGACGGGCAUCAGGCUCGAUCAGGUGUCGGCCUACGGAACCGGAGGAUCCGCCGACGGAGCAGAGGUCGGCGAGGAUGCCGGGGUCGAGGUCGUCCCUCCCAGGAUCACCGAAGAAACCAUUCGGGCCGCCGUGUACAACGUCCAGCUGGCGACGGGGCUGAGCCCCGAGGUCGGCGACAUGCUGGUGCAAUCGCUGUUGAGCCAGCUGGGCAAGGAGGGGACGGCGCUGUCGGCCACCCCGACGAAGCCCGCCUGCGGACCCAACGUCAAGGACGACGACUCGGUUCCGAUGCCCGAUCCCAUCUACGUCGUGACCCCGACCUACAGGAGGCCCGAACAGAUCCCCGAGCUCACCAGGAUGGCGCAGACCCUGAUGCUCGUCCGGAACGUUCACUGGCUGGUCGUCGAGGACGCCACGGAGCCGACGCGUCAGGUCACCGAGCUCCUCCGCAGGACCGGCCUCAAAUUCGAGCACAUGAUCGCUCCCAUGCCGGACAAAUACAAGCGAAAGAAGGGCGCCAAGCCGCGGGGGGUCUCCAACAGGAACCGAGGCUUGCAGUGGAUCCGGGCGAACGCGACCAAGGGUGUCUUCUACUUCGCGGACGACGACAACACCUACGAUCUGGACCUCUUUGCCGAGAUUCGCAAGACGAAGAAGGUAUCCAUGUUCCCGGUGGGACUGUGCACGAAAUUUGGGCUGAGCUCGCCGAUCGUCAAGGGCGGGAAGUUCGCGGGCUUCUACGACGGCUGGAUAGCGGGGCGGAAGUUCCCGGUCGACAUGGCCGGGUUCGCGGUGAGCGUUCAGUUCCUGCUGGAGCGGCCUAACGCGACGAUGCCCUUCCGGGCGGGCUACGAGGAGGACGGAUUCCUCAAGAGCCUGGCGCCCCUCGAGCCGAAGGAUAUCGAGCUGCUGGCCGACGACUGCACCAGGGUCCUCGCCUGGCACACGCAGACCAAGAAGAACGAACCGAGCGCCCCGCUGGAUCUGCAACAGCACGGCGGGACGAAUCUCGUCGUCCUCAAGCAACAGAUCGUAUGAUGCCGACCGCCCUCGUCUCGUCAGGGUUCGCCAGGUGUCCCCGGAUCUCCCCGGGUCGGAGCGACCAGUGCCUAUCGCUGCUUCCUUGCUCCGCGGGUGGCGCGCCUUUGCCGGUAGCUAGGGGGACGAGAAAUCUCGGGACCCACGCGGGGAAUCCGCUCCGAAGGAAACGGGCGAUCGGGCUUGGUCAGCCUCCGUUUUUCUGGAGGGGAGGGUAGACCUCGGAAACGAACUCGAUCGAGUCCGGCCGCGCAACCUUACCCCCGGGGUUCUGUGGGGACCGGAAUCGGCCUCGCUCUCUCCGCACAAAUUGCUCACGUAGACCAGGCGAAACGAGUCCUGGGAAGAGAUUUCCCGGUGGACUCCUAUGUAGGGUGUUUUUCCACACGAGUGUGCGCGAUUCCGCCUUGCAUGUGUUCGAUUUAGGGACUCGGAAAACCGUAACGGCGAUUCGGUGGGACGGCUCUCGGGAACGACCCGAGAGUGCAGGAUUCGGCCCGCGGGGAGAACGUUUCGACCUUAUUAAUUGAUUAGGACGCUCGUAUCGAUAUCGAUUACCCUGCCCGGUCGACUUUGAUAGCGAUCGGAUUCGUAUCGAGAUACGUUGAUCGAUUGGAAAGCAAGGAGCCGUUCGCGCUCCCGGAAUGGCGUGAACUUCCUGGCAAACCGAGGAUGGUCAGAGUAUACGGUGCGCGAAAGGACGCCUCUCGAAUUUAUAGAAUUUUCUUUCCAAAGUUUCUCGAGUACUUGCCCCACCGGAAUGAAUUUCUUAGCGAUACGAGAAGGGGGGAAAUUUCUGCGGUAGAAGCGGACGCAUCCCUUUGUACCUUUUAUGGCGACCGAUGUAUAUUUGUAGGGUCGUGGAGUAGAAAGAGAAAAAAAGAAUGCCAGUGCGAGUAACGUUCAAGGAACGCGGGUCGAUUUAAGAUGAUAUGAAACCAUUAUUCGAGAGGUCAAUUGUUCGUGAAACUUUUCUCGGAGCUGGGUGUACCGAAUCGUUUCAAAUUUUACAAGGUGAAUACGAAGGCUACAAGGAAGAGCCCGACCCUCACAAAAUUUCAAUUUUUGUACAAAAUUUUGAAAAUAUCUACAAAGUUUUAAAAAAUGGAAAUUUCACGGGUGUCCGGAUGUUCCUUACAGUCUCCCCAUUUACGAUGGAAAGUUUGAGACGGUUCGGUACCCCCGGUUCAGAGAGAAGUUUCACGAACGAAACCUUUUCGACGCCACUUUCGUAUCACCUUAAGCGUAUCCAUUCUGUGCGCAUAGAAGGCUGUUAAAAAUUGUUGAACGGGCGUUAACGCACGUUCUACCCCCUGCACUGUCCAGUCGAUGGCGUAACGCUUCCAUUGAAAGGUAUUCAAGAACGUUUUAUAUCCUUGUAUAAAUAAGGGCCAGGCUCGCGAUAGAUACGUGUAAAUUGAUUUUAAAACGAUAUUACGGCGUCUAAGUGAAAAUUGCGGAGGCUUUUACAAAGUGGAGUAACGGGGCGGUCGUUACUCCGAGGGCUGUGCGUAUUAUAUCGAUGAGACUAAAUAUUUUUCUCUAUGUCGCCCAUGCGGAGAGGAAUGAUUAUUGUCCUCCGUAUUGGAGAUCGAGGAUUAGGUUUAGAUAGAGAUACGAAUGCGCUUCCCUGCGCGCCGUGAACCCCAAACCUACCGAAUUGACGACAGACCGGUAAUUAAGGGCGUUGGUUAGUUGCGAAAUGCAUUUUAAUCGAAGUGAGUAUAAAAGAGAAUGUAAAGUCGUAUGAAAUAUUCACCGACGAGGUUGUUUUCCUUAAUAUUUUAAGGAGUACUUGAGGUGAAGAAAUUUAAAAAUGUUUAAAAAUGGCAAAUUUGUGGAAUAUGGAAGUUUUUAUUAUUUUUUUUUCCACGAUCUACAGGGUUUUAACGAAAACAGAAGCUCCAAAACGAAGAGUUAUGGUGGUUUUAGAGACCAGAGAAUAUUGUUUAGGACACGACGGCACGGAUUUUUGACGAACCGAAUGAUUUUUAACAAAUGAAUUAGCUCCGCAAGAAAAUAUUUUUGAUACCCUUGUAUUUUUUUCAAGUUUACUUCGAUUAAAACGCGUUUUACAACCUACCACCCCCCUUAAAGAAGACUUCCUCCUCUGCUCUUUAAUUUUCGAGCUGGCACCGCGAGGAGUUGGGUGCGAGUUCGAAUUCGCUCCUCGUUAUCAGGAGACGAGACCGUACGUCACUUUAGGCUUCGCUACGUUCGAUUUCACACAUUCCUGAUUCUGUGCUCUUCUUCGGAUCUACGAGGACCAAGAAGAGACCCUUCGCACGGUUCCUAUGUAGCUCGAUCACGUUCGCGGUCUCUAACGCGGUUCUGCUAUUUCGUUAAAGCGGGAUAAAAAGAAAGUGCUACCCUUUAGGAUAUAGUCCAAUACGCGGGGAGAGCCGAGAGAAAGAUAUCUCCUUUCCGAUUGUUACCUUCCAAAGUUAUUUUAUACGUUAAUUUUCAGUAUGUCUCAGUAUUUAAGAUCCAGAUAAUUUUAUUUAAUUUUCCUGAAAGUUGGGUUUUCAAGUUUUUUUUUUUUUUUUUGGGGGGGGGACUACACCCGACUUUUUAAAUCACAAAUCACAAAUCGAAUUUGGUCGCUUUGUCCGACCGAAAAAUGUCCCCAAAGAACGGUGACGUUUAAUUGCAGUAUCCAAAAAAUGUUUGUACGAUUUUCCGUUCUCCGAAGGGAACGCCAUUCCCCGUAACACGUUAAAAAGACCUGUUGUCAAGCAAUAAUAUAACUACGAUAAUAACAUUUAACGAAAGGCCGUUGCGAAGUAACGCGUAUAUGCUUUAGGUGAACGAGAGGUCGACUUGACUCUCUAAGAGACGCAGAAUUCGCACCAGUCUGGAGUCGAGCGAUCGGGAGUUUUAAAAUCAAAGUAAAUUAAAAAUACCCCACUGAUGCACGCGUUUCAAUAUUAGGGAAAUGGUGCGCGAGGCAAAUCCGAGUCUCUCGAUGUAGGUCAGAUCACUUAAGGGGGUACGAUAGUGGCAUCCGAAGAGUCAAUCGUUUAUUAAAACUUUUUUCCGAUCUGGGGGUGCCGAAUCGUUGCAAAUUUUACAACGUUAACAAGGAAGCUACAAGGAAGGUCCUGACCCACAUGAAAUUUAAUUCUUUAUAACACAUUUUUUAAAUAUCUAUGAACUAAUGAAAAAAAAACCACGAGUUUUAGG
Molecule: messenger RNA, 4881 nt
Organism: Orussus abietinus
Lineage: Eukaryota; Metazoa; Arthropoda; Insecta; Hymenoptera; Orussidae
Gene: GlcAT-P
Product: galactosylgalactosylxylosylprotein 3-beta-glucuronosyltransferase P
Exons: 6
Coding region: 586-1698 (370 amino acids)
Biological process (GO): chondroitin sulfate proteoglycan biosynthetic process; carbohydrate metabolic process
Cellular component (GO): Golgi membrane
Molecular function (GO): galactosylgalactosylxylosylprotein 3-beta-glucuronosyltransferase activity
Source: RefSeq, a predicted model, not a curated record